AUGAGCUCGUCGGCCUCCCGUAGGGUGACCAACCCGCCUAGCACGGGUUCCCCCGAUGCCUCAUCGCUGGGUCGGGAGCUCUCCCGGCGGUGGUGGGGUCGCGGCGAGUCUGGUGGGCCUCAUCCGCAAUAUGGGGGGAGAGGAAUUGCAUACCUUCUGGCCCAGUUGCGCUGCCAAGUUAUCAAUCUGCUCCUGAAGGGCAUCAAUGCGGGUCUUCCUGUGAUGGCGGAGGGGGGAGAUCAAUCAGCCAAUGGUCGGCUAAUUGGGAGGAUUGUAGAAGCAGAAAAAGCAACAAUGUCGGAUGACAGGCAGCGAGCAUGGCUGGCCCAACCGGGUGCAGCGCACGCACGUGCCCGUGGGGGGAACGGGCACGCAGCGGACUUUCAAUCGAACGCAUCGGACGCAAGCAUGGCGUCGCGGUGGCUGCUUGCGAUUCAUUUGCUCCGCAGCAAUGGUCCCCGCCAAUGGCAACCAAUCCCAAGGCUGCUCGAAGCGGGAGGCUGCACUAGAGAUGCGGCAUCGGUGCGACCGAGUCGGAGUCGGAGCAGGAAUCAGCCGGACAGACUAUUGAGCACUAGCAACAACUGUCCAUCUCGUCUAGAUAACGAUAAUUGCUGUUAUCCCCUCUCGCUCUACCUCAUCAAUUUUAGUCAUCCUCUAACGAACUGGUGGAUCGCCGAUCGCUGUCACGCUCCACUCUUCGACACCAUGGCUCCAGCUAUCGAUAUAACAGACGAUUGUUCGGGUGAUAUGCUGGCACUAGGCACUGAUCCAUGGGUCCGUGAGGACGAUCCCAGAUUGUCCCUUUGUGAUAAGGUUUGUACCCCGCAGCAGAGUGCACUGUCCAGGGCCAUAUGUGGGGAGAACAGCUUAUCCAGCCUUGAUUCCAAGAGACAUGAUGCACUGCCUAUAGAACACCAGGCAGUACUGAGGGCGCUUGCUGAUCGUAUGACGUAUCGACAUCCUGAGACACAGAGGGUUCUGUUAACGGAAACAUUUCCCGCGGAAACGGGGUCCAUGCGUGCCCGUGAUAAGGCUUUCAAGUCGGAGGCUAGAUACCGCAACGCGGCUGGUCUCCUGGCGGAGUGGAAACUCAUGCAGGGGCUAGACCCAGUGGACUUAGAUCCCAGAUCAGGAGGCCAGGAUGCCGUCACCGCCGUUAAUGCGGGGGAGAUCAAGUGCGCGAUGGGAGCAUACACGCAGUAA
This is a messenger RNA of Aspergillus niger, 1206 nucleotides long. RefSeq lists its product as hypothetical. The record is from RefSeq and is a predicted model, not a curated record. The coding region runs from base 1 to 1206 and encodes 401 amino acids. The transcript is spliced from 10 exons. Lineage: Eukaryota; Fungi; Ascomycota; Eurotiomycetes; Eurotiales; Aspergillaceae.